Phragmites australis (common reed) is the source of this 820-nucleotide messenger RNA. RefSeq lists its product as uncharacterized. The record is from RefSeq and is a predicted model, not a curated record. The transcript has a single exon. The coding region runs from base 192 to 680 and encodes 162 amino acids. Lineage: Eukaryota; Viridiplantae; Streptophyta; Magnoliopsida; Poales; Poaceae.
GACCGGCCCGAUCCAUGAGAGUAAGUUACCUUAUGGGCCAGGCCUUUCUUGGAAUCAAUCCAUCAUAGCAACUAAAGCCUACCAAACGAGCAGAAAAAUUUAACGGUCCAGCCCAGUUAUCUGCCAGAAGAAGAUGUAGUAUCACGAGGGAAUCACUCCGAAGCCCGUCACCGCCACACGCACGUACCCAAAUGGGUCUCAGCCCCUCCAAGCGCGUGGACGCCGCGCUCCGUCGCGCGCCGGCGUUCGCCGCCUCCUGCGACGCCGCCUUCGACCGCUGCCUCGCCGACGCGCAGCGCGCCUUCCCGGGCGUCCGCCGCUACCAGCUCGCUGACGCCGCUGCGAACAUCCACUCGGAGCUCCGGCGCACCCUCCCGCUGGUCCGGCGCUGGGUGCCCUCGCCGCCGCCUCGGACCCGCGUCGACGCCGCGCUCCGCGCCGCGGGGCUCGAGGGCGAGGGGGAGCUCUCGCGGGCCCAGUUCGGGGAGUUCGCCGCCGAGCUGUUCAGGGAGGCCGUGCUGGCCGGCGCGUUGGAGGCGGCGCUCGUCCGCGCCCCCGCCGCCGCGGCCGGGAUCGUCGGGGUGGGCCUGGUUGCUCGCGCCGCCCCCGGGGUGGUCGGGAGAGUCAUCGCCGUCUACGCCGCCGGCGUCGCCACUGCUGUUUAUCUCAGCCUGGGCUAGGUUUUCUUGUGUAAUUUUCCCAGAACCUGUACUGUCCAAGAAACUGAGUACUUCUGCUAUGUAUGUCGAUAAAUUCCGGCCGGCAGUUCUUGCAUAAUAAUGCAUAGAUAGUAUGGUGAAAAAACUGAGAUUGCAUUGAA